AUGCCGAAACGACAAAAGAGGUCGAAGUGUCACCAGGAGAAUAUUUUGUGGGUUGAUCUGGAGAUGACAGGCCUGGAUCCGCAGACUGAUCGAAUCAUGGAGAUAGCAUGUAUUGUCACAAAUGAUGAACUGGAAGUUCUCGAAGAAAUGGAGACAAUAAUUGUACACCAGCCACAAGAUAUUUUGGAUAACAUGAACGAAUGGUGUGUGAAUCAACACGGAAAAUCAGGUCUCACGCAAAAGUGUCUGGAAAGCACUAUCAAACUAGAGGAAGCUGAGGAGAAAAUAGUCUCGUUUGUUUCCCAAUAUUGUCCCCCAAAUAAAUGCCCAAUCGCAGGAAAUUCCGUAGGAACUGAUGUUGUGUUUUUGAAAAGUCACAUGCCGAACUUGGCCAAGAUUCUUCAUUACAGAAUCAUCGAUGUGAGUUCGAUCAAGGAGCUUUGCAGACGAUGGUAUCCCAGUGUGUUUUCACGGACGCCUAAGAAAACAUUGUCUCACCGAGCCCUUGAUGAUAUAAAGGAGAGCAUUAAUGAACUGAUUUAUUACCGAGCCAAUGUUUUCAAAUAG
Symsagittifera roscoffensis is the source of this 567-nucleotide messenger RNA. RefSeq names its product oligoribonuclease, mitochondrial-like. NCBI's taxonomy places the organism in Eukaryota, Metazoa, Xenacoelomorpha, Acoela, Convolutidae. The coding region runs from base 1 to 567 and encodes 188 amino acids. The transcript is spliced from 2 exons. Gene Ontology annotation, cellular component: mitochondrion. Gene Ontology annotation, molecular function: nucleic acid binding; 3'-5'-RNA exonuclease activity. The record is from RefSeq and is a predicted model, not a curated record.